AUGUUAACGGCCGUGCAGUUUUAUCUUCUCAUCUACAAUGCUUUACAGUGUUGUGGAUGGAGUAUAAUUUUAUGGAAUACUUUUCGUGGUUUAUUAUUGAAUGAAAGCUAUCAACAGCUAUAUCAGUCGUGUGAAUUAGAACUACAGAUUUUCCAAACAGCUGCAAUACUUGAGAUUGUUCAUGCUGCUGCAUGUCUUGUUCGAUCACCCGUUGGAACGACAGCAAUGCAAGUAUUCUCACGUGUUUCGCUUGUCUGGCUUAUCUUAUACAGGGUCGUAACGGCAAAAACAAGUAUUGGUGUGUUGUUUUUAUUGAUAGCAUGGUCGGUAACCGAAGUAGUACGAUAUAGCUAUUAUGGUCUGGCUUUGAUUAAUUCUGUAUCAGAUCUUCAUACAUGGCUAAGGUACUCUCUUUUUAUUGUGUUGUAUCCUCUGGGUGUAACUGGUGAACUUCUAGUAAUCCUGGCAGCUCUUCCUGAGGUCAGUGCGAAAAAACAUUUUACUUUGGAAAUGCCAAAUAUAUUUAAUAUUGGCUUCUCUUUCUGGUGGUAUCUUAUCAUUUAUGCUAUUCUCUAUAUACCAGGUUAG
This is a messenger RNA of Acanthocheilonema viteae, 588 nucleotides long. NCBI's taxonomy places the organism in Eukaryota, Metazoa, Nematoda, Chromadorea, Rhabditida, Onchocercidae. The record is from the annotation of a GenBank genome assembly.